This is a messenger RNA of Hypomesus transpacificus, 3967 nucleotides long. It is a transcript of the gene ttc7b, whose product is annotated as tetratricopeptide repeat domain 7B. Gene Ontology annotation, cellular component: plasma membrane. Gene Ontology annotation, molecular function: protein binding. Bases 78 to 2615 code for a protein of 845 amino acids. Lineage: Eukaryota; Metazoa; Chordata; Actinopteri; Osmeriformes; Osmeridae. Gene Ontology annotation, biological process: phosphatidylinositol phosphate biosynthetic process; protein localization to plasma membrane. The transcript is spliced from 20 exons. The record is from RefSeq and is a predicted model, not a curated record.
CCGAACAAUGCCCUUCUGAAUCCUCCUGCCGCAGCUGAUCCCGUGCGCUUGUCGUGUUGUGGUCCUCGAGCCCGAAGAUGACAGCGAGGAAGUCUGGGUCACGACUCGAGACAGAGAUAGAACGAUGCCGCUCCGAAGGGCAAUGGGACAAAAUACCGGAGUUGGUACGGCAGCUCUCCGCCAAACUCAUAUCCAACGAUGACCUGGGGGAGCUGCUUCUGGGGGAGGCUAAGCUACAGCAGUAUCUGAAAGAGAACCCCCUGAAGCAGGGUGCCAGCCCCCGAGGUCAGAGGUCACGGCUGGUGGAGGUCCGCAAACACCUCACCGCUGCCCUUGACCGUGGCAACCUCAAGGAGGAAUACAUACAGGAGGCCAGUUUGCUGAUGGCUAAACUGAACUAUGUGGAAGGAGACUACAGUGAGGCCAUUAAUCAGUACAGCAAGGUCACUCUGGAAGACAUGCAGCUGGUGGGAUGUCCUGUCUACCGCCUUUCUAUCAUCGCUGAGGCCUACGCUACCAAAGGUCUUUGUCUGGAGAAGGUUCCAGCAGCCUCUCCGUCUAUGUCCAAUCGGAAUGUGGACCGAGACCAGGAAAUCAUCGUCUGCUACGAGAAGUCGGGGGACAUCGCCCUGCUGUACUUGCAGGAAGUAGAAAAGGCCCUUAGUGCAGGCAUGCAGAACCGCAGCCCCAAGCCUGGUCCGGUGGCACAGGAACAGGAACUGGGCUUCUUCCUGGAGACGGGACUACAAAGGGCGCACGUCAUCCACUUCAAAAACGGCAACCUCACCAGGGGUGUGGGCCGCUUCCGGGAGAUUCUACGUGCGGUGGAGACCAGGACCACCCAGAACUUACGCACGACCAUAGCCAGACAGCUGGCUGAGAUCCUGCUGAGAGGAAUGUGUGAGCAGAGUUACUGGAGCCCUCUGGAAGACCCGCCCCACCAAUCUCCACUGGACGACCCGCUACGCCAAGGGUCCUCCCAUCCUAAGGACUACGCUCUCAGUCGACGACCACGAAUCUACUCCGGAGAGAAUCUGUUCUGCCCUCAGGAGAACACAGAGGAAGCCUUGUUGCUGCUGCUCAUCAGUGAGUCCAUGGCCAACAGAGACGCCGUGCUCAGCAGGAUCCCCGAGCACAACAACGACCGCAUCAUCAGCCUCCAGAGUGCCUCUGUGGUGUACGACCUGCUCACCAUCGCACUGGGACGGCGAGGCCAGUACGAGAUGCUGUCAGAGUGUUUAGAGAGAGCUAUGAAGUUUGCUUUUGAGGAGUUCCACCUGUGGUACCAGCUGGCACUCUCUCUAAUGGCUGCUGGAAAGUCUGCACGAGCGGUGAAGGUCCUAAAGGAGUGUAUUCGUCUGAAGCCAGAUGACCCAACCAUCCCUCUACUGGCUGUCAAGCUGUGUAUCGGAACUCUACACUGGUUGGAGGACGGAGAGCAAUUUGCUAAGAUGGUGGUGGAGAUGGGGGACAAGGCUGCAGAGUUCAGGGCUAAAGGUUUCCUGGCCAUAGGACUGGUCUACAGCCUCAAGGCCACUGACGCAUCAUUGAGGGGAAUGCAGGAAGACUAUCAGAGGAAAGCUCUAGGUUCAUUCCAGAGGGCUCAGAGUCUGUCCCCCACUGACCACCUGGCUGCCUUCUACCUCGCUCUGCAGCUGGCUGUUUCCAGACAGAUCCCAGAGGCUCUGGGCUAUGUCCGCCAGGCCCUUCAGCUGCAGGGGGAUGAUGUCCACUCCCUCCAUCUCCUGGCCCUCCUCCUCUCUGCCCAGAAACACUACCACGACGCCCUCAACAUCAUGGAGAUGGCUCUCAGCGAGUACCCGGAGAACUUUAUUCUGCUGUUCACCAAGGUCAAGCUGGAGACUUUGUGCCGGGGCCCAGAAGAUGCUCUGCUCACCUGUAAACACAUGCUGCAGAUCUGGAAGUCCUGCUACAACCUCACCAACCCCAGUGAUUCAGGUCGGGGAAGCAGUCUGUUGGACAGAGCCAUAGCAGACAGGAGACAACUCAACACCAUGACCCUGCCGGACUUCAGUGACCCAGAGACAGGCUCCAUCCACGCCACGUCCAUAGCAGCCUCCAGGGUGGAGCAGGCCCUGUCGGAGGUGGCCUCCUCUCUGCAGAGCAACGCCCCCAAACAGGGUCCCCUGCACCCUUGGAUGACCCUGGCUCAGAUAUGGCUGCACGCAGCCGAGGUGUACAUUGGCAUGGCCAAGCCGGCGGAGGCGACGGCGUGCACCCAGGAGGCUGCCAACCUGUUCCCCAUGUCCCACAACGUCAUGUACAUGAGGGGGCAGGUGGCCGAGCUGAAGGGGAACACGGAGGAGGCCAAGCGCUGGUACGAGGAGGCACUCUCCAUCAGCCCCACCCACGUCAAGACCAUGCAGAGGCUGGGUUCGAUCCUGCACCAGCUGCAGAGGUACAGCCUGGCGGAGAAGAUCCUGCGUGACGCCGUGCAGGUCAACUCCACGGCCCACGACGUGUGGAACGGCCUGGGGGAGGUGCUGCAGGCGCAGGGCAACCACUCCGCCGCCACCGAGUGCUUCCUGACCGCCCUGGAGCUGGAGGCCAGCUCCCCCAUACUGCCCUUCACCAUCAUACCUAGAGUCCUCUGAUCCACACACACACUACACACAUGCUCACUCGUCAUAAAUUGGAAGCAAGGCAUCUCAUCUCCAUGUGGAAUGCCUCGUUCCUGUGGCUCUUCUUUUUUUUUUUUUCUUUUUUUUUUGGAAGGUGCCAACAUGCUUCCCCUGAAUACGACACUUUGAAACGACUACGCCGCUGUACGCGCACUUGUCCUGCUCUCUGCUGUCUCCCACAGUUCUUUGCUGUGCUGGUGACCCCCGACCCCGGCUACGUGGUGACAUCAUCGCUGGAGCACAGUUGGGCUUGUUCCUGAUGUCAUGGAAGUUAUUGACCUGUGUGUUGACCAACAAUAAUUGUUGUCCUACCUACUUCAGUGCACUGUGGUCGCUUCCACCCCCAUAGAUGUUGACUAUGCCUAAUCUGACGUGUGUGUCUGUUUGUCUGUGUGUGUUUGUGUGUGGGUGUGUGUUUGUGUGUGUGAAUGUAACUGCAACAAUAGUGUACAGCACGUGAUUAUAUUUUGUCCAAGAGACCUAUAAAGUCAUAGACUAUCACCUGAAAUAUGUAUUUUAUCCAUGGUUUAAUCUGUUAUGUGCAUUCUACCUUUAGUCCUGUUGCUUUGGCAGGAUGUGGAAGUCAUUGACACACAGAUAGUGUGUUUCGUAAUCGGGUGUUGUUGUUGCUAUGUGUAUGAGUUCCUAUAAGCUUGAAUCUCAUCAGUCACUAACAUCAAUGCCAAAACACAAUAAGAUUAAUAUUGUUUUUCUUUUUCACAUGAUCUUGAAUUUUAAGUGUAGAUUUAUUAUGAUUAUUGUUUACAGAAUUAUUUCUAGAACGGUUUACUAUUUCAUGAGAAGGUAAAUUAUCUAUAUACCUGACAGACCUCUGGGUAAAGUGAGUGGCCAGUGACUGUAGAGAGUAUGUACUGUAUAUUCUAAAGUAAGAACAGCCAUUUGGGAAUAGAGUCGUAUUUGUAGAAGGCACACUUGAAAAUUGUAUUUAAGUUCGAUAAAGUCAUGGUGAACUUGAAAAGACAGCACAUUGAUCGAUCCAGCUAUCUUAACCAUACAACAACAAAAAACAUCUUAUAUUACUGAAUUAUUAUUUUAUAGAAACAUAUUUGGUUGAUGGAUUUGAGUUGAUCCAAACCCCUUCUGGAAUCUAUAUAUCUGAUGUUGGAAGAUGUGAGUUCAAGAAGGGUUACUCUGCUGGUCUAGUGCUAGAGCCAACCUAUCUACAGACCCCGCGUCUCUCCAAUUGGCCGGAAUGCCAAUCGCCCUGAUCUGAUUGGUCAGGGCGAUUAAACAACAGCAUCAGUUAUACUGUAAUUGGAAAAAAAACUUAUGAUUAUGUCAAUAAAAAGUGAUUGGAUAAGAGA